GAGUUCUAUCUGAUAUUCCUACUCAUCCUCCCGAUUGAUUUUUAUUGGUAGAAUAAUCGAACAAAAAAGAUGUCAGGUGGUCCGAUUGCACAAGAUUGGGAGCCGGUGGUGAUCCGCAAGAAAGCUCCCACCGCCGCCGCGCGUAAGGACGAGAAAGCUGUCAACGCCGCUCGUCGCUCUGGUGCGGAGAUCGAGACUGUACGCAAGGCUACUGCAGGUUCAAACAAGGCUGCCUCUAGUAGCACUUCUCUAAACACUAGAAAGCUUGAUGAAGAAACUGAAAAUCUCACCCAUGAGAAAGUACCAAGUGAGUUGAAGAAAGCUAUCAUGCAGGGUCGAACUGAAAAGAAGCUUACACAGUCUCAACUUGCUCAGCUGAUUAAUGAGAAACCCCAGAUUAUACAGGAGUAUGAAUCUGGGAAGGCUAUACCAAAUCAACAGAUCAUCACCAAACUGGAAAGGGCUCUUGGUGUGAAGCUCCGGGGUAAGAAAUAGAGGACAUUAACAGUUGACAGCUGCAGAGGGUUUGUGACUUUUGCAGUAUUGUUAUCAAUGUUUUUACUAAAAAGAUAAAAAAAAAAAAGAAGUGGGGAUGCAGAAAACCUUUUGUUUAAUUCCUCUGGUUUGAGUUGACCACUUGUGUUGUGGACAUGGUUCUAAGAAGAUCUUGUCUGUUAUUGUGGAUUUUAUUAUGGUUUGGACUGAGAUGCAUCGAUGUGUGGUGGUUCAUCAUAUCAUAACGCUUAAUAUAUAAAUGUCUGUCUGUAUGGCGGUUACCCCUUCUAAUUUUCUUAA
This is a messenger RNA of Lactuca sativa (garden lettuce), 795 nucleotides long. Its product is annotated as multiprotein-bridging factor 1b. Gene Ontology annotation, cellular component: nucleus. Gene Ontology annotation, molecular function: DNA binding. Lineage: Eukaryota; Viridiplantae; Streptophyta; Magnoliopsida; Asterales; Asteraceae. The record is from RefSeq and is a predicted model, not a curated record.